AUGGCCAAGAAAUGGCAACAAAGAGCAGCUCUCAAGAGGAAAAGAAUCUCAGUUCAAAGAACAAAUACAUCUGCUAGCUUUGUAGAAAAGGGCUGUUUUGUGGUUUAUACAGCAGAUAAAACCCGUUUUGCUUUUCCGAUAAGUUAUCUAAGCAACUAUGUCUUCCAAGAGCUCUUGAAGAUCUCUGAAGAAGAAUUUGGCAUCCCAAGCGGUGGACCAAUCACGUUGCCAUUUGAUUCGGUUUUCUUGGAGUAUCUAAUCAAAUUGAUCGAAAGACAAAUGGAUGGAGAUAUGGAAAAGGCUGUGUUAAUGUCAAUCUCUAGUGUCAAGUGUUCUUUGCAACAGCAACACCAGAGUACUCAACAAUUGCUUUACCAAAAACAUCCAGAAUUGUGCAUAGUGUUCACACAAACAACUGCAGGUGUGAAUGAGAAAAAGAAAAAACAAAAAGGUUGUAGUAGCUAUCUAUAUAAGUAUGGGGUUUCCUUGUAA
Arabis nemorensis is the source of this 492-nucleotide messenger RNA. NCBI's taxonomy places the organism in Eukaryota, Viridiplantae, Streptophyta, Magnoliopsida, Brassicales, Brassicaceae. The record is from the annotation of a GenBank genome assembly.